UAAGCCUCCAGGUGUCGCUGUGACGUGCUGAUGAAACUCCCUUUAACACCACAGAAGAAGACCCGUGUCCUUCACAACAGCAGACAUGGCGUCAGCGACCAGAAUCAUCCAGAGGCUCCGAAACUUCCUCUCAGGGCAUGACCUGCAAUCCAAACUGCAGCUGAGAUAUGGGGAAAUUGCAAAAAGGACACAGCCACCACCCAAACUACCAGUAGGCCCCAGCCACAAGUAUGCCUUUAACUACUACUUCACCAGAGAUGGACGCAGAGAGUCAGUACCCGCCACAGUCAUCAUGUCUUCUCAUAAGGCUCUCACUGCUGGCAGUCAAGUUGCUGAAGUCCCAAAGCUUCAUGUGACCCCAGGUGCUACAUAUAAGGAGCCACUGAUCUCCACAGACCAGCCAUACCUCUGAGCAGGAGGAUUACCCCCCUCAGCAUCAACAACCUAAUUUCUCCAUCCAAACCUGCUGCAGAGACCUGACCACUGCAUGUGUUGGUUGUAUCCUGUACUAUAGAAAAUGUGAAUAAAAUGUGUUCUAUUUAA
Molecule: messenger RNA, 543 nt
Organism: Sebastes umbrosus (honeycomb rockfish)
Lineage: Eukaryota; Metazoa; Chordata; Actinopteri; Perciformes; Sebastidae
Gene: ndufa7
Product: NADH:ubiquinone oxidoreductase subunit A7
Exons: 4
Coding region: 86-412 (108 amino acids)
Biological process (GO): ATP synthesis coupled electron transport; mitochondrial electron transport, NADH to ubiquinone
Cellular component (GO): mitochondrial inner membrane
Source: RefSeq, a predicted model, not a curated record